GUUCAAGUAUGCGCUUCCAAACCACAAUAGUCACAAAUUGAUGUCUCGUUCUUCCUCAAUGAUAUAUCUCUUGCGCACGAAUAAUCUGGGGUUUUCAUUUGCACUUGCGAACUCGUCCUAGUCCGCAGUCAUGACCACACGAGGGGAGCGCAUGCAACAGCGCAUGCGAGGAGCUGGACAUGGCCAGAUUGAGGAUGUUUCGUUCCAAUUGGACUUUGGCGACGACCUCACAACCGAAAUUGAAGCGCAAACUAGCCCCGAGAGGCCGCCGCCCCGACCGACACCGACCCCGAAUACAUCUGCCAAGCGGCGCAGAUUAGACAGCGAAACAGCGCGACCUGCUAUCACCGAGACGAACAAUGCGAGCCAGACGCAGAAGUCGCCGGGAAAGCCCGAUGUCUACGACAUACAAGCAGAAACCUCUACGGAAUCCGCCCAAGCCACGGCCGCGCAGCCCGCAGCGAGCCCCGAUGCCGUCGUCGAAGCCGGCAACCCGGACUCGGUCGAGUCUCUGCCUCCGCCACGGCCCGCCCCAUCAACGUCAUUCGUUUCACCAGUAUCGAGGAGGAUGACAGCAGAUAACACCGAGGUGGAGGAGAGUCCUGCGGAUGCGCCGGGCAGUGGGAGACGGCGGAGGAUCACAACAAGCAGUGCUGUCGCGUCGAGCGCAAGACUACAAGAAGCCCUAUCCCCGGGAGAAAACGCGACAGAGACUGUUCCAAUAUCAUCUCCUUUGGAGCGCAAAGUGCGGCGGAACACGACUAGCACUCGCAGGUCCACACUCAGCUCUCGUGGGAGUCGCAAUUCGGCCGCAUCCGCCAACGAGGACCUGGACGAGCUCUCUCCGGAUCGGACAGCAAACUCUGUCUCUAGGACAAGGUCUCCCGAGCUUUCAUAUCGUGGUGAAGCAGAGCCAGAUGAAGCGGAACCAGAAGCAUCAGAAGUACCUGCCGACGUAUCAGAACGAGCAACAGCGAACAACUCUCAAACCGAGUCGAUACUAGGACCGGAGCUGGACGCGAUCGUUGACGAAGUGCUGCAGCAGGAACAGGAUCACAAUGAAAGCUUGGCAGAGGAAGUGGGCGCGAAGGAAGCAGCUCAACAACUGAGUCGGAAGCGACCGCGCACCAGUCCACGGAAGUCAUCCCCGGAACCAGAUUCUACAAUAGCUGAAGAGGAGCAGCAAGAAGAGCCCGUGCCGAAGAGGCGACGGAAACAAGCUCAAAAGAGCCCAGCGAAGCAGAAGCAAGGCAGACCGAAGGCGGCCUCCAAAGGCAAGGCGGCUUCCACAGCGAAGGACGCCUCACCCAAAGCUGUGCCGAAGCGCAGGAAGAAGCCUGGAUCAGAUGGGGUCGAUGAGGCUGUAUCCAUCCCCGUGCAGCGCUUCACAAAACGUGUGCAAGUGGCUGAAGGCGGCGACGACGAAGCAGAUGUGCUCGCUAUGGAUAUCCCUUUCGCCGGGCGCGGCGGUGUGAACACGGUCGACGUGUUGACCCAUAUGUGCGACGAGAUUAUCGAGACUAGCAUAGAAACCCUGAAGGAGGGAGUGCGUAAUGCCCAAGAUGCAUCCACCAAGAGGGAACAUCGCGUGCAGCAACGAGCCCUGGAAGCGUAUCAGGACGAACUGAGGACGCGGCUCCUCCAACAUACCAUUCUCCUCGACACGCUCCACAGCUUGCGCAAGCGAGUACGCAGUGUCCAGAAAGAGAGGAUCACUCUUCGGGACGAAAUCAUGCGCAUCCGAGCCGAGCGAGACCAGGUGGCGCUCCGGAAAGAUGCCGUCAGGAUUAAGCACGAGAGGGUGACGGAAGAAGCACUGGUAAUGUCACACCCUCACCCUGCCCAAAAGGCGACACUACACACCUUAACUCAGCCUUACGAGCUCUUGCUAACCGCCCGUUGUGUUUGUGUGUGCCCACAGAACCAAUUGAGCUUAUCUUCGCAGAUGCAUGACAUUGACAUGGCCGUGGAGCGCGGUCGCGCGGCCCCCGAGCUGAGCCCGGCCGAGAAGAAGACGGCAGAGUUGGCGAACCUCGAGAUUUUGAUAUCUAGAAUCACAGACCAGGCCUGUACGCGCAGCGACACGGGGGGCACGCUGAAGCAGGUGAAGGAUUUCAACGCGUUUCUCGAACGAGCUGCAGUAGCUCUCGAAAGUCGAUAGACAAUAGACGAGACGCAACAGAGAGACCGGAAGAGAGGCAACGAAUGGCCAAAGCGAUGGCGAUGUGGUGUAUUUGCCCACGUCAUACCUGAUCUUCACGACGAGUUUGGCGUUCAUGUACGAUGCUUGGGGUAAGCAAAGCUUGGGCUUUGGGGGGGAAGAGGCAAGGAGGGGAGGGUUUCGACGGG
Colletotrichum scovillei is the source of this 2349-nucleotide messenger RNA. RefSeq names its product AT hook domain-containing protein. NCBI's taxonomy places the organism in Eukaryota, Fungi, Ascomycota, Sordariomycetes, Glomerellales, Glomerellaceae. The record is from RefSeq and is a predicted model, not a curated record. The coding region runs from base 131 to 2161 and encodes 676 amino acids. The transcript is spliced from 4 exons.